Chelonia mydas (Green sea turtle) is the source of this 3114-nucleotide messenger RNA. Its product is annotated as gastrin/cholecystokinin-like peptide. The coding region runs from base 2619 to 2957 and encodes 112 amino acids. Lineage: Eukaryota; Metazoa; Chordata; Testudines; Cheloniidae. Gene Ontology annotation, molecular function: hormone activity. Gene Ontology annotation, cellular component: extracellular region. The transcript has 3 exons. The record is from RefSeq and is a predicted model, not a curated record.
AUGUGUCUCCGCAGAGGACGGGGGAGGAAUUCAGGCUAAACAACAGUUGUAGCAAAAAACAAAAUCCCGCUCUGGUGGCGCAGCUGUGGGUGAAAUCCUGCCCCCACCGACUUCAAAGGGGCUUUGCGCUGAGUGGCUCCAGGCUUGGCGAGUGAACGGCCCGCCCCCCCCCCGCUCUCCAGCACUGCUUCCUUUGAGGGCUCAGCUUCUCCUUACACCCGCGCCAAAUGAGCGGCAGGACCAGCAGCUGGCUGGAAUCUUGCCCUGGUCCCUGACCCAUGGGAGCAGCGAGUGCACGGCAGACCAGGGUGGCCCAAAGGCCUGGGGGGCCGUUCUUCGCCGUGGCGCGUGUGGCCAUGGGGGCGCCAGCGAGCAGCCGGAUCGCUGGGCGCAGGUGAGCACGGGGCAGCUUUGCAAACCCCUGGCCGUGUCCUUUAGCGGGUUGUGUCUGGGCAGCAAGCGACUCCCUGCGUUCGGAGGCGGGUUCGUCCUGCAUGUGAGCAGGGCGGGCACCUGGCAGGGCGGGCUUGGGAAGGGAGCUCCCCCCCAGGUUUCAUGCCUAGGCCACUGGCUGGGCACAAUGCAGGCCCAGCCGGCACCCCAUUGGUGUCCAGCGUGUGACAUGGGGUGUGGCAAUUGCAGGCAUUUGUCUCAUGGGGCCGGUGCCCACAGCCUACUGCCCCCACUUUCCCGGCAGCCUCCGCAGAGAGGUGGAGGAGGGAUGGGGUCCCAGAGGCUGCGCUCACUCCAGAACCAGAGGGAGGAAGGGAGCUGGGGAAACUGACACACGUCACACGCUGGCAUGCCCCCCUGCCCCACCCCCCCAACCCCCGCUCCCUUGGUGAUUAAGUGCACGGGUGGCGGCGGUGCACUGACGGGUGGGUGCUCUGCGGUUAGUGGGCGCCUAGCACCCACCUGGGAGCAGCUCCAGGGGCUUCGCUCCGCGUCGAUUCUCUAAACAGUCGCGUGGCUGUAAGUGUGUCUUGCUCACCCAUUGAUUGCCAGAGUCAACAGGCCCCCAGCUGCCUUGAGUCCUUAAAAACGACCAUUUGAAAAGGUCGCUGGGGAAUUAAAAGCCCAUCUAGGGCUGAGCCCACCACCCCAUCAGCUCCCAAAGGAUGCGCUGCGUCACAGGGUGCCCCGCCCUGCAGGCUCCUCGCCGGCUGCCCUGUGUGGGGCUGGGCUGACGGAGGGGCUCUGGUGUGGGAGUUUCAUGCCCAGCGUGGACUGAAAUCACCGGGGGCAGGUGGGUUUGUCACGCUAGAAAACACUUUCCUAGUGGCAUCCUGCUCGGCACCCUAGUGCUCGCUACCCCCCCCCCCCAUAACCCCUCCACCCCCACCCCCAUGGAACGUGCACGCCGGCGGGACCCAUUACUGGAGCCCCUGGACAACGCACUGGGGGGGGGGGGGGGGGUGCUGCAGUAACAAACCCACUUUGUUGUUCCCAGGCAGCCAAGUGGCCAGGGACACAUGUGAGACACCCCCCGUGCUCGAGGGUCACUUGUUUCCAUUCCCACCCUAAUGGCGCUUGGCAUAAACCCCCCUCUUUGUGGGCCCAGGUGCACACGCCAGGAAGCAGCCAGCCUGCCACAGGGCACAGCAAACUAAACGCUGCCGUGGGUGUGCACAGCCGCACCGCCUUGGGGCCCGAGCCAGGCUGACGCGAGCUUGGGGAGGGCGGGGGGCAGGCAGGGGUUUGCACAAGGAUUCUGGUCCAAUGCCUGGUCCCCACCCCUUACCCACUGCUCCCCACAGUGCCCGGUGGGUGGGGGCUUCGCCUCGCCAGCUCUGGGACACGCCAGGCGCGUGAGCCAUGGUGCCCUGUUACGCCGGGCGGUGGCAGGAGCUCAGUGGCCGCGGAAGCGCUGCCUGGCUGGGGUUGGCCACGAGCCAGCGCAUGGCAAUGCUCGGCGGAUUGGAGCAGGUGCCCCCUGCUUUUGCCUUUGCCCAGGACACCUGGGUCCGUGCCACUGCGUGGACGUUACUGCACCCAGCUGAGCCAGGCCUUAUGACGUGGCCUGGCUCAGCUGGGUGGGGACAGGGAGCUGGGGUGGUUCCCUGUUGUGGGGGGGGGUUAACCUGCCAUGGGGCCCCCUUUGCCGGGGAAGGAGGCAGUGUGGCUCAGUGGGUACCUGGGAUUAGCCAACAGGCCACCUAGGGGUGCUUCUGGCUCGGCCCCUGCUGGCGGGGUGGCCUUUGGCAGCUCUCACAGCCUCUUUUCUCAGCCCUGGCUUGGCGAUUUGGGGGGGGGGGGGGGAAGCAUCCAGCACAAUUCCCCUCCCCCACUCAUCUCACUGGGAGGGGAGCACUUGGGCCCCACUCUAAUAGCCCCUGCCUGGCCACAGCCUGGCGGGCCUUUCGGGAUGGACCAGCCGAGCUGCGUGACGCCCCCUUCCCCACGCAGCGCAGCACAUGGCCUGUGACUCCCUCUGCACAGCCAGAGGGGGCGGGGUUGGGGAGUCCAAAGGCGGGGCUUCCACCCAGGGGGUGGAGCCUAGCCCCCUGCACCACCUUUAAAAAGCAGGGGCUUGGCCCCUGGCACGACAGAGGUGAAAAUCUACCCAGAGGUGACACCUGAUUCCUUCGUCCGCUCGCUGCCACCCGACUCCAGCAGCCAUGAAGGUGGAGCUGUGCCUGCUGCUCGCCGUCCUUGCGACCCCCGGCCUCGCCAGGCCGGACGCCCACCAGCUGGGCAGCGCGCCGGGCCCUGAGGAGCUGGCACGGAGCAGCAGCGGGACUGACCCUGUCCCUGUCCGGAGAGACUUGCUCGGGGCCCUGUCUCAGGACCAGAAGCACCUCAUGGCCAAAUUCCUGCCCCACAUCUAUGCAGAGCUGGCAAACCGGGAGGGCCACUGGUACGAGAACGACGCCCUGGGCCCCCUGCACGACCGCGAUUAUCCCGGCUGGAUGGACUUCGGGCGCAGGAGCCUGCCCGCUUCCAACGAGGCCGCCUAGAGGAGCAGCAGCCUAGGCGGCCUGACUCCGCCCUGCCAGAGGGGGCGGGGCCAACACAGCAGGCUCCGCCCUGUUACAGAGUUUUAAGCAUCUUGCACUUGAUCUUGUCUUCAAAGCCUUUGGCUGCCGCUCCCCAAUAAAAUCUGCUCCGUGUAGC